UGGCCCUCUCGGGGCCUCCCCCACCUCUCCUCCCUCGCCCGGUGGGCAGGUGCGGGGCAGUUCGUCAGCCAGGCGGGUCCCCGAGGGAGGGGGAGGCGUCAGCGGUGACGGAACAGAAGCCCCGAGUGCCUCGGCGCUUCCUCCACGGCCUCGCCCCGGCGGCGGCCACUCGCGCGCCGCUGGUCGGGGAAGCAACGUCCGCUCACUCGGCGCCCGGCGGGCAGCAGCUCCCGCUGCCGCCUACUCGCCGGCCGGGAAACCAGGGGAAGCCUCGGGGCCCAGGGGGGGUGGCGGCGAGACCCCGCCCCGCCCGGCCAGCCCGCUCCUAUCGCGGUCCGCGGCCUGGUCACGCGGGGAGUGGCGCCGCGGGCUCGGGACCAGCGCCCGGCGGCUGCCGGAGUCGCGGCGGGCCGGGGCCGGGGCCGGGGGGCGGAGGGCGGAGGGUAGAAAUAGGGGCGGGCAGGCCGCGUCAGUCCCGGAGCCGCGCGCGCGGAGCCGACUGAGCCACGCCGAGGGCGCCGAGCUAGGCGGCCGAGCCCGAGCACCCAUGCUGCUGCCGCUGGCCUGGGGCUCGCUCCUCUUCCCGGGGCUCUUCGGGCUCUGCGCCUGGGGGCUGCGGCGCGCGCGGCCCGCCUGGACCCACAACGACUGCGUGCUGAUCAGCACCAGGCUGGUUUCUUCAGUGCAGGCUGUGUUGGCCACCGGGUCUGGGAUCAUCAUCAUCCGCUCCUGUAGCCACGUGAUCACCGACAGGCACUGGCUUGCCCGAGAGUAUGUCUGGUUUUUGAUUCCAUACAUGAUCUAUGACUCCUACGCCAUGUACCUCUGUGAAUGGUACCGAACCAGGGACCAGAGCAGCAAACGUCCCCUCACCAUUUUUCGAAACUUCCUAAGUAAAAACCGCCUCAUGAUCACGCACCACGCAGUUAUUCUGUUUGUCCUUGUGCCCGUCGCACAGAGGCUUAGGGGAGAGCUUGGGGACUUCUUUGUUGGCUGCAUCUUCAUGGCAGAACUGAGUACUCCGUUUGUGUCGCUGGGCAGAGUUCUGAUUCAGCUAAAGCAGCAGCACACGCUGCUGUACAAGGUGAACGGAAUCCUCACGCUGACCACCUUCUUCUCAUGUCGGAUCCUCCUUUUCCCCUUCAUGUACUGGUCCUACGGCCAGCAGCAGGGACUGAGCCUGCUCCAAGUGCCGUUCCACAUUCCUUUCUACUGCAAUGUGGCCAACGCCUUCCUCAUCGCUCCCCAGAUCUACUGGUUCUCUCUGCUGUGCAAGAAGGCAGUCCGGCUCUUUGAUGCUCCCCAAGCCAAAAAGGAUGGUUAAUUGCUCCAUGAGCCAGGCAGUGAGGGCGCCUCCUCCACUCAGUAUUCCCGUGGACCAAACUGCAGAUUGUGCCCUGGGUGGCCUCAGCCUUUUGGGUAUUGAUAAGCAGAGGGAUUAGCGUUUCUCUAAAGAAUAUUCCUAUCACCUCUCGUUUCUAACCUGCCCCUUUUGCAAAAGCACUUUUUCCUUAGUAACAACUAUUGGAUCCCGUCAGACCUCCACUGGCAGCAAGGUGGUUUAACGUGAAGCCCAAGGAUCCUUCCUUGGGUCUUAUCUCAAGGGCUCUGGAGGUAGAAGCAUGGGGUGUGGAGAUAGGUGGACCAAGGUGACAAGGGCACCUGCCUGGUCCUCAUAUUGGUGGCUCCCCACCUUUCCAGCCACUCAGGGAGUAUCCACACAUACUGGGCCAGCAGAAGCAAGUGAUGACUUGGUUCUUUUCCUGUGAUGUUGGCCUGGGAAAAUCGUUGUGGGUAGGUAGUUUUUUUAUUGUUUACUAGAUAACCCGUAGGUCCUUUGCCUCAUCCUUUCAUCCAUGUGCCAACAUUGAAUUCUCCUGUCUACCGACUUCUGAUCAGAAGUCUCACUGGCGCGGUGGGGUAGAUGGCAGGGAUGGGAACCUGAAGCACCUGAGUAGGUAGGAAGGCCAAUAGGUCAGCACCUCUGCAGGCUGACUUGGUUAGACCAACAGUCACAGAUACUAUUCCCUUUUUAGCAUGUCCCUCAAGCCCAGAUUUCCCCAUAUCCACACACACAGGAUGCUCUUAUUAAAAACUAUAGGGGUAAAGUGAAAUGAUGGCUACCGAGCUAUUCACUGGGUAACCCCGCUUUGACACUGUCCUUAUCCUAUGAAGCAGAACGGACUGCUGUAUUCCAAACCAUGAGAUGUCUCAUCUAGACUGCCUCCUGAUAAGCCAGAGCUUGUGGUCCAAAGUCUGUUCCUAUCUGACUUACUGCCAUUUAGCCACAGAAGGCUGGAGAGCAAAAGUGCAAGUCAGCCCUGGCCAAAUUAUGUUCUGUAGACUGACUCCUUCACCACCAUUUACCGAUAGGAUCCUCUGGUGCCAACACUAAUUGCUCCUGAACGACAAGGAUGGGUUUUAGAAACUGCUACCAUGAAGUUUUUUCCCAAGCAGUAGUGAAAAACUAGAUUUUUAAAAGUGCCUUUUAAUUCACUGUUGUCUGUGAACUUUUAAAGUACUGAGUGUGUAACAGUGUCUCAAAUUUUGACUAUUUCAGUCUUUAAUGGGUGCCAUUUAAAAACAUAAAAUGCUGUAAUUUUUUUACCGUUUUGUUUACUAUCCGUAUAUCUUUAUAAAUCACCCCUGUGGUGACUAAGUUGCACUAA
Messenger RNA from Aethalodelphis obliquidens (Pacific white-sided dolphin), 2669 nucleotides. It is a transcript of the gene TLCD3A, whose product is annotated as TLC domain containing 3A. The record is from RefSeq and is a predicted model, not a curated record. Gene Ontology annotation, biological process: lipid homeostasis. The transcript is spliced from 5 exons. Gene Ontology annotation, cellular component: membrane; endoplasmic reticulum. The coding region runs from base 548 to 1324 and encodes 258 amino acids. Lineage: Eukaryota; Metazoa; Chordata; Mammalia; Artiodactyla; Delphinidae.